UAAAGUAAAACAAGAUCAACCUCAAGAUUUAGAGCAGUCAGUCUAUCACCGCAGUGUGCAGAGCAGAAGAAACUCCAGCUUCUCCAGCAAUGCCCGAAAUCUCAGACUCCGAUUCCUCCAAAUUACCGGACAAUGCUAGUAAAGUACCACCUCAACCCCAAUCCCAACCCGACUUCGACCCGAAAUUAAUGCGCGAAACCAAACCCGGAUUGAAGCGCCUUUUUCUGACCUUGACCGUCCUCUUCUCCUUCCUCCUUGGUUUCCCGUUCUUAUGGAAAUCCGUCGAAAUCUACCGUUCUCCUCUGCCGUUUCGCGAAAUCGACUCGCUCUUGACUCAGCUUCGGUCCGAUACUUUACUCUUCCCGCUCCAUUUCCACGCCCUUUUCAUCGGCUUCGAUUCAGAUCCCGAUCGUAUCCGUCUGUCAAUCCUCUCCGAAAUUACCAAAGUAACCUCUCAAAACCCUAAAUGCUCCAACAAUUACACUCUCUCCGUCACCGUGGACUUCGGCCCCCGUUGCCUUCGGUUCCCAAUUUCGUCUCCACAUUCGAUUUCUUACCAGUGCGGAUCGAUCACCGCCACUGAUUUUGUUCAGAACGAUGACGUGGCGGUCGAUGAGAAGUUGGAGUCAGUUUUUAGCGGGAAAACUAAGGAGUACAGUGUGGUGGUGGUGAAGGGUGAGAGUGAGAAAGCUGUUGUGGGAAAGUAUAGGCACGCGUGGAUGGUUGUUGGUGGUGGCUGGGAGAUGGAGAUAGCAGCGGUGAAGGUUGCGGAGGUGUUGGUCAAGGUGUUUGUGAAUGGUGGAAGAGAGGAAGGGUCGAUUCGGAAUGAGUUUAUGCCCGUGGGAGCUGAUGGGAAGAUCGUUCUUUCCUUCAAUUUACUCAAUGCGGAUCCACGUGAUUGGGUUUAUGAUUGGGAUUUCCGAAAGAUUGAUGACGGUUUGUUGGCCACUAUGAUUGACGCUUUGGGACCUGUGGCUAACAUCAGUGUAGAGAGUCAGGUUUUGUACCACACACCAAAGGCCUCUUUCUCCUAUUGGAAUCAAAAGUUGGAGAGCCAUGUCUUUAGUAAUAAAGAUCUUCCUUUCUUCGUAAAUUCUAAUGAAUGGCACUUAGAUACUUCAAUUGCAGCUGGUGGGCGAUCAAAGAUAUUGCAAUUUGUGGUAUAUGUACCAUCUGCAAAGGAAUGCCCUCUUCUUCUCCAGCUGCCAAAUGGAGAGAUUUCCAAGACAAAUGGCUUUAUAUCUCCAAUGUGGGGAGGUGUUAUUGUUUGGAAUCCCCAAGGCUGUUUAAAGGACUCAGAAAACAAGCCCACUGCCGGGCACAGAAUUCCCAUGCAGGAUCUUGAGAACAUGUUUGAAGUAUUCAUUGGGCAGUUCCGGCAAAUUUUUGGUUUCAAGUCUGUCAAUGUUUAUGCCGGUGCAUCAGGCGUUUGGAACCUUCUACCUAGCGAAAGAGGUUUUACUGUGUGGGAAGUGGAUGUCUUGUCACGGCAGCACACAUGUUUUAAUCUUCAUUCAUGUGCUACAACCCUUGGAUCUCUUUCAAGAUUGGUUCAAUCACUGCCGAGGAUGAUUAUUAUGGAUGAGAUCGGAAAACAGGUAAAGCUUUCUCUUGAGGCAGCAAAGCUGGCACAAAGUAAUGCUUCUAGUGGAGUAUAUGAAUCUUCAGCUGCUUCCUCAAGAAAAGCAAGGUCUCUGGCAGAGGAUUCCUUUUUCCACCCAUCUAUUAUGUCUGUCAGCUACUAUUCCUUUGAGCACUGUUUUGCUGUCUACUCGCCGUUCUUUUUGCCCGUUUCUAUGCAUAUUGGGCUUGCAGCUUUAAGAGAAUUGAGAAGAUAUAAGAAAGAAAAGGCCAAGUAUCUAGCUUGGAAGGCUAAAUCAAACACAGCAUCUUAAGUGUUUCCCUGGAUCGAAGAUUGACAUCAAGCAAAGGCUGCAACAGCUAGAUAGGAAGAUAACUAGCCACGGGAGAAGUUCAAAAAACAAUUUAGCCUUGGGAGAAACACGAUUUUUGAAACACGUUAUGCGUGCUUGUAUCUGUAGCAAUUUACCUGAUGUCAUAUACCAUAGAAAAUUUAUUAAGAAAAAAUGUUAGAAUUUGAGACUAUUUUGAUGAGUAGUAUGUCUUGGAUAUAUUCAGACUUUUAUUGGUUAGCCAUGAAAAAUCAAGAAUUUGAGACUAUUUUGAUGGGUAGAAGUCUUGGAUAUAUGCAGACUGUUAUUGGUUAGCGAUGAAAAUCAACAGAAGUGUAGCGUAUUCUUGAGGCCCCUUCCUUUUAUUAAAGCCUUUUGACGACAAAAACCAUAGGAAAAGAAAACUACAUUUACUUAACAAUGAAAGAUGCAGAAGUUAAAACUUUUAUCUUUCAUCUAGGGGGUAAAAAUAAAACACAGACUGUAUAUUCGAGUGGCUUAUAACACAGUUGCUGGCCCCAUGAUAUAUAAAGAAGCGGGGUUCUCAUUACGUGACACAUUAUUUCAGCUCAAAAUCACCCUUUACACUGAUUUAGAUUUCAGAAAGCUUCCUAAAAUAUUAAGACAAUGCGGCACAUACAUUUCUUUAAAGUUUCUAACUGAAGCCACUAAUGAAAAAAAAAAA
Molecule: messenger RNA, 2598 nt
Organism: Durio zibethinus
Lineage: Eukaryota; Viridiplantae; Streptophyta; Magnoliopsida; Malvales; Malvaceae
Biological process (GO): attachment of GPI anchor to protein
Cellular component (GO): GPI-anchor transamidase complex
Source: RefSeq, a predicted model, not a curated record